This is a messenger RNA of Quercus lobata, 849 nucleotides long. RefSeq names its product zinc finger MYM-type protein 1-like. The record is from RefSeq and is a predicted model, not a curated record. The transcript has a single exon. Lineage: Eukaryota; Viridiplantae; Streptophyta; Magnoliopsida; Fagales; Fagaceae. Bases 1 to 849 code for a protein of 282 amino acids.
AUGGUUGAUGAAGCUCGUGAUGAGUCCAUGAAAGAGCAAAUGGCUGUGGUUUUUAGAUAUGUUGAUGUAAAAGGCUUUGUCAAAGAACGUUUUUUUGGGCUUAUUCAUGUUGCUGACACUACGGCUUUGACUCUAAAGAAGGAGAUAUAUUCUUUGUUAUCUCAACAUUGCUUAGAUAUACAAAAUAUUCGAGGGCAAGGAUAUGAUGGAGCAAGCAACAUGCAAGGUAUGUGGAAUGGAUUACAAGCUUUGAUUUUGAAUGAUUGCCCAUAUGCUUACUACAUCCAUUGUUUUGCACAUCGCUUACAAUUGGCAUUAGUAAAAGCAUCAAAACAAGUUAAUGCCAUUAGUCAUUUUUUUCUUGCAUUGCUUUUUCUGAUCAAAACUGUUAAUGCUUCAUACAAGCACAAUGAUCAAUUGAAAGUUGUCAAUGCUAAUGAAAUAGAACGUUUGAUUGAUCUUGAAGACCUUGAGACUGGAAGUGGACUUAAUCAAAUUGGCACUUUACAACGACCUGUUGAAACACGUUGGAGUUCACAUUUUAUAUCAGUUUAUAGCUUAUUAAGGAUGUUUACUUCAACUGUUGAAGUUUUACAAAAUAUAAUUGAUGAUGCAGUUGAUGGAGAACAUCGGGCAGAAGCAGAGUCAGCUUAUGAGGGUUUAACUUCAUUUGAAUUUGUCUUCAUCUUGCAUCUUGAGAAGGAAACUAUGGAGAUCACUGAUAAACUUUGUCAAGCUUUGCAAAGCCAAUCUCAAGACAUUUUAAAUGCCAUGCAUUUAGUUUCAUUACUAAAGCAUUUAUCCAAAAAUUUAGAGAUGAUGGAUGGGAUGGCUUACUCACCACUGUGA